AUGGAGCCGUUUAUUUAUUUGCCCGAAUACCCGUUUGCAUUUUGUACACAAUGCCGCAUUGGGUUUGUGGCCAGCGAGAUUGUACAUCAUAUAAAAGUUAAGCACAGCACAAAGACCCGACAGGAAACGAAGCGCAUUGCGCAAAAGGUGGCAGCCAUUCCAGGUAUAGCCAAGAAUCAGGACGAUUUGAAGAAUUGGAUAUUGCCGCCGCCAACCAUCCAGAUCAACCCGUACAUCCAAGCCCCACGAGACGAUGGAUUAGGAUGCAGCCAUUGCCAAUACGUAGUACGGGAUAAACAGCAGAUGCAGAAGCAUGGCCGGACCGAGCACGGUUGGGUCAGCCGUCGCAAGAGAGGCGGACAGCAGCAAGCCGUGCCCGACGAACAAGAUGCAAUGUUGGCCGUGCCGUGGAGAGACCACGUACAAUGCCAGCAGGUAUGCAAUUGGGGGCACGGCAAGCGUUGGUUUGAGGUUGGCCGCAACGAUGAAAGAGCGACACAGGAGGAGGCCACCGACGGUGAGGGUGAUGCCGAUCACGAGGCCAACGUCGCGUUUUUCAACAUGGUCCAGGAGGAAGGCAGGAAGGCGUUUGAGGAUGAAGCCAGCGGCCGUCGCGUCCAGGAUAUAGACGACAAGAAUGAGGCCCAUCAGUGGUUGGGUCGAUGCGGUUGGCCCCGCCAUUUGGAGGGUAUCCGCAUCGACCGGUUGAGGACAUUGUUGGAGCCGAUCAGCGAUGACGAGCCGGUGUUGCAGAGGAUGUGGGAAGUGUUGGAAAGCGUCAUGGAUGCCGCGUAUCAGGCGACGGCCCGCCAGUGUUACCCAGGCACGGCCGAGUUGUUUGAGAUUGCACGUAAAGAAGCGCAUAUGACGACGACAAAGCCGUUCCAGGGAUUGAUGGAACCCGAUGCAUGGGUGCGAUACAAGUCAUGGUGGAAGCAGUUGUUGUGCAUUUGGAAGCGAUACGACGAAUGGGAUGCAGAAGAUGGUUACGACAAUGAGAGAUUCAGUAACGGCGGAAGCAGCAGCAGCAGCAGCGACAGCGACAGCGAUACCGAUACCGACAGUAACAGCAAUAGGUCCGCGUAUGAUGAUGAUGCGGUCAGCCGCCGUUAUGGCCCAUCCGACCCACGUCCGCCGUAUAAGAUGACAAUACAGCAAGAAGAGUUGUGGAAAGCAUUCGACAACGGCAUCAGGCAGGUCGUCACGGGAGCCGACAGGGCAGGUCGGUACACAGCCGAUCGUUUGCAGCGGAGUUGCUUGGACGCCAUGGUGCAGUUUUUCGACCAUCCAUUGAAGAGCGGCAACCAUUACGAGAGCAUCGUCAUCAGCGCGUUGGCCGUUAUGGGGUUAGACGAGGGCGGCGGAUGGAAGCCCGUGGAGAAUUACACGUCAAUUUAUCCAGCCGUCAUCAAAGUGGCGAGGUAUUUAGUGUUGUACCAGUCCAUGUUGGAGCGUCAAGCACAGAUUGACCAGUUGGCCCAAUACGCAACCAUCCGUCAGGCCGAGGAGGAGGCCGAGGGAUUAUUCAGGAUCGUGCGACGCAAGGUGCGGCGGUUCAUGAUCCGCAUCCCCGAGGGAGAGGAUAUCGAGCCGUCGCCGAUGAAUUGGAUCAUCAACACGCGAACAUACGGCAUGCACAUUCGGUAUUCGAUGCCCGGUUCCGAGAUGAUCGAGUGGCAUGGCGAUCCGAUUUCAUGCAACAGGGUCAAGAUCAAGAUGAGCGAGAUAUCCGACAUGUUGCAUGCAUUCAUCGGGGAUGCACGGCAGACGAUCGAGGAUAGGCAUGGCGAAAGCGCGUUGGAGCAUUCAUUUUUACAGGAUGAAGCCAACCAGAGUUGGGUCAUCAAGGGCGACAGGUGGGUGCAAAAGCAAGUUGCAGCAAGCAAGGCCAAGAUGGAGGCAUGGAUCGCCAAGCCGCACAAUGAGGCGUGCCCGUACCGAGAAGAGGCAAUCCGACGGUACAGCCGUUUGAUAGAGGAAUUCAGGUCACAGUUGUUCGUCGCGAUGCACAUGUUGGGAGGCCAGCCGGCACGGUCCACCGAGAUUUUGGGGAUACGGAUGUGGAACACGAUGAACGGCGGAGUGCGCAACAUAUUCAUCCACGACGGCAUGGUUUGUUUCGUCACGAUGUACCACAAGGGAUUCCGGCAGUCAGGCAAGGUCAAGGUCAUCCACCGGUAUUUGCCACGCGAGAUCAACAUCAGCAUGUGGAGGCAUAUGGCCAUCGCCAUCAGCAACCGGUAUUUAAACAAGGCGUUCGGCGAGAUCGACGCAGGCGGCGGUGGCGAUGACGACGAUGACGGUGGUGAGGAUAGUUUGGUGGACAGCAUCCACGAUUUGCAGGCCGGGCACGGUUCACACAUAGCCGGGUUGAUAUACGCCCGGUUGUUCGGGCAGGGAGAUUUAAGCACGAUGAACAGGCGGGACGGGUUCCGCAAGGUAAGCAUGCAGUGGCAUCGGUUUUUUCGGGUUUGGGGCCGAGGACCGUGUAGAGCAGUUGGGCACGAAGCGUCCCCGUUACCCGUUCGACGAAGAGCGGGAGAUGACGAGGCGCAACAGGUUCGGCCGGUUGCACAGAGUGGACAUGCAAGGGCAGUUGAAGCAGAUGAUGGGGGCGACGGCAGCGUUCAGGGGCAGCAGGAAUCGGUCAUCCGGGCCGUGGCGCGAGGCGAGUGGCCCAUCGUGCAGAUCGCACCGACGGGUGGCGGCAAGAGUUUGACGUUCAUGUUGCCAGCAUAUUGCACACCGGAUGGGGUGACGGUAGUGGUGACGCCGUUGGUAGCGUUGCAGGACGACAUGGCGCAAGGGGUUCCGACCGAUGAUGAUGCGGAUAGGGGAGACAUUGCAGGAUUUCGGCGUACCCGUGAUUUGUUUGACGGCAACGUUGAAGCCGAAGGACGAGAUGGCGUUGUUCAGGGUUAUGCGGUUCGUGCCGGAGAGGGUAAGGAUGUUUCGCGAAGCGACAGGGCGGAAGAAUAUCGCGUACAGGGUAGAGGUGAUUGA
Fusarium poae is the source of this 3003-nucleotide messenger RNA. RefSeq lists its product as uncharacterized. Gene Ontology annotation, molecular function: nucleic acid binding; ATP binding. The transcript is spliced from 4 exons. Lineage: Eukaryota; Fungi; Ascomycota; Sordariomycetes; Hypocreales; Nectriaceae. The record is from RefSeq and is a predicted model, not a curated record. The coding region runs from base 1 to 3003 and encodes 1000 amino acids.